Molecule: messenger RNA, 1707 nt
Organism: Colletotrichum costaricense
Lineage: Eukaryota; Fungi; Ascomycota; Sordariomycetes; Glomerellales; Glomerellaceae
Product: cytochrome P450
Exons: 5
Coding region: 1-1707 (568 amino acids)
Molecular function (GO): iron ion binding; monooxygenase activity; heme binding
Source: RefSeq, a predicted model, not a curated record
AUGAGUGUUCUUCUCGAUUCAAGUUACCAGGCCGUCCUGGUCUAUGUCCUCGGACUCUUUUGUGGCGUCGCCGUUCACUUCGGCAUUUUCAUUCACGGAGAAUGGCAUGUACAGGCUCCUCAGAUUGCUCUGGGUCACUUCUGGCUGUUCUCUUGUUUCGCGGCUCUCAGCCGUUACUACAAGGGCUCAGUUGUUGGUGAUCUAUGUCACUCUCUCUUGAUACUAUCCGCUGGUUACCUGCCUGGACUUUUUACCAGUAUCAUCCUCUACAGAUCCUACUUCCAUCGUUUGUCAACUGCUGGCUUCAAAGGACCAUGGUACGCCCGAGUCACCAAGCUGUGGCACGUCUGGGCCUGCAGAGGCUGCAAGAAUCAUCUGCUCUUGGAGAAUUUACACGAGCAGUAUGGCGACUUUGUGAGGACAGGGCCCAGUGAAAUCACUGUUUUCCACCCAGGAGUCUUCAUGGCUGUAGAUGGUCCCCGGUCUGAAUGCAUCAAGUCUGAGUGGUACGACAUUCUGCACCCCGAUCGUGCGCUUGUGACAACACGCAUCAAGCCCAUUCAUGCUGCCAGACGGCGUGAAUGGAACCGUGGAUUCUCGGCACAAGGUAUUUACCCCAUAGAUCUUCGGAAUCAUGAGCCUAUCUCUAACAAGCCGUACCGCACAACAGCCCUUGUUCAACACGAGUCAAAGAUUCUCAAGUAUAUUGAGCAGCUGGACGUCUGCAUCGAGGCGGAUGCCAAAUCGCACGUUGCUUCGGAAGUGCGGAACCUGUUCUUUUGGUUCGGGUUCGAUGUCAUGGGAGACUUUGUCUUUAGCAAGUCGUUUGAUAUGCUGCACCAGCAGCAGUGGCACCACAUUAUCGUGCGGCUGCAGCGUGCUCUCUCGCUGCUCGGACCGUUCAGCCCUGCUCCAUGGCUCAUCCAGGUCGGCUUCAAGCUGGGACCGCGAAUCAGCGUUCUCAAGGACUGGUUCGACAUGGUCGCCUGGUGUGAGCAACAGAUGCGUGUUAGACUUGAUGAAGGAACUCCUAAGCCAGCCAUUCCUGAUCUCGCCUACUACUUGAUGGAGCUGAACGACGGCCAGACUGAGCUCAAGGAUCGUUUGCCAUGGCUUUAUGGCGACAGCUUGCUCGCAAUUCCGACGGCUGCUGCCUUGAUUGGUAUCUUCUGCGAGUUGGCUAAGCACCCUGAGCACGCCGAGAAGGUCUAUGAAGAAUUGAGAGACGUCGAUGCUACCAACCUCAAGACUCUCACGAGCCUCUCGCACCUCAAUGCUGUCAUCAACGAAGGUCUCCGCUUGUACCCAGCCCUUCUCACCGGCGGGGCCAGGAAGACGACGGAGAACGGGGCCACGAUCGGUGGGACAUUCAUCCCGCCCGACACGACAAUCAUUGCCCCGCGUCACGUUAUAUCCCGAAGGGAGGACUGCUUCGAGCGCGCCAACGAGUUCAUCCCUGAGCGAUGGAGUACGCGGCCAGAGAUGAUCCGCAAUGUUGCAGCUUUUGCGCCAUUUGGAACAGGUCACCACAGCUGUCUUGGCCGUUUCCUGGCCACCGACACUAUGAGAUUUGUUGUUGCCAGACUUGUGAAGAAGUACCAUUUCCGCCUCGCACCAGGAGAGACGGGCAACCGAGUCUUUGACGACGUGAGGGAUCAGUUCACCUCUAAUCCGGGUCCCCUGUCGCUGUGUUUCGAGUUGAGGUGA